This is a messenger RNA of Epithele typhae, 1095 nucleotides long. Its product is annotated as Mov34-domain-containing protein. Gene Ontology annotation, molecular function: deNEDDylase activity; protein binding; metallopeptidase activity. Lineage: Eukaryota; Fungi; Basidiomycota; Agaricomycetes; Polyporales; Epitheliaceae. The record is from RefSeq and is a predicted model, not a curated record. The transcript has 7 exons. Gene Ontology annotation, cellular component: COP9 signalosome; cytoplasm. The coding region runs from base 1 to 1095 and encodes 364 amino acids. Gene Ontology annotation, biological process: protein deneddylation.
AUGGCGUCCUCAUCCUCGUCCGGCAACGCCUUGAAAACCUUCAGUCUCCUUAACGAUGUCAAGGAGUUGACCGCGCAAGAUGAGAUCUUCCUCUACGACCACGCCGAGAAUCAGCGAGUAAACAACGAGAAGCCUUGGACACGAGACCCCGCAUUCUUCAAAGUAUGCAAGAUCUCUGCCGUCGCGUUGAUCAAGAUGGCUAUCCACGCUCGUUCGGGUGUGCCAUACGAGAUCAUGGGGAUGAUGCAGGGGAAGGUCAUGGGGAACGCACUCGUGAUUAUCGACUCCUUUGCUCUUCCUGUGCAAGGGACGGAGACCCGAGUAAAUGCUGCGAGCGAGGCAUACGAGUACAUGGUGCAGUACUCAGAGGGCAGUCAGCAGGUUUCUCGUCUGGAGAACGCCAUCGGCUGGUACCACUCCCAUCCGGGAUACGGAUGCUGGCUUUCAGGCAUUGACGUGAACACGCAAAUGCAAAACCAGAAGUUUCAGGACCCGUUCGUCGCGGUCGUCAUUGAUCCCAAUCGCACCAUUUCUGCCGGAAAGGUUGACAUUGGCGCGUUCCGCACGUACCCUGAGAAUUAUACUCCGCCGGACUCGGGCAGCAAUGAGUACCAGAGCAUCCCGCUCAACAAGAUCGAGGACUUCGGUGUCCACGCGAAUCAGUACUACCCCCUAGAGGUUCAGAUUUUCAAGUCGACGCUUGACUUCGAAGUUCUCGGGCUGUUGUGGAACAAAUACUGGGUCAACACGCUUAGUCAGAGUGCCUUGAUCUCGAGCCGUGCAUAUUCCGCCAACCAGCUCGCCGAUCUUCACCAGAAACUUUCCAAGGCACAGAGUGGCAUCUCCAGCACUCGCCCACCGCAGCCAAUCCUGAUUGACGAGAAGGCGGUGAUCAAGCAAAAGGAUACCAGCAAGCGGGAAGAGAGCACACUGUCGAAAGCGGUCAAAGACAGUGGCAAGAUUGCCAGUGAAGCGCAACACGGGCUCAUCGCUCAAGUACUCAAAGAUGUGAUCUUCUCAACUCGGCUGGGUUCAGGUUCCGGCACCGCCAGCAAUGUAGAGGACGUUGUGGACACCGCGAUGGCGAUCGGUUGA